UUAAUCUAACAAUGGAGUCAGGGGAGAAUAGUGAGUGGUUAUAUGAACUACUGACAGAGGUCCAACUAGACCAGUUCUUCUCCAAACUCAGAGAUGAUCUUCAAGUUACAAGGAUUGCCCACUUUGAUUAUGUGAAGACAGAGGACUUGGAGAAGAUUGGUAUGGGUAAACCAGCUGUACGUAGACUACUGGAUGCUGUCAAAAGAAAGAAAACUACUUUACGAAAGAAGACAAUACUUGACAAGAUUUUACCAAAAGUACCAGAGAAGACUGGCAGUAAGAAAUCAGGAAGUGGUUCACCACGGUUAUCAGGUUACAUGGAUCAAGCACUGACCUGUCUGAUUGCCGAGAACUCUCUCUUUUUGUAUGGUAAAAUUGGUAACGGUAGUUUUGGUGUGGUGAAGAAAGGUGAUUGGACAACACCAUCAGGUCAAAAGAAAUUGGUAGCUGUAAAAAUUUUACGAAAUGAUGCAUUAGCGUUACCUGGAGCGUUUGAAGAUUUUGUGAAGGAAGUAAAUGUCAUGCAUCACUUAGAUCAUCCUAACCUCAUCAGACUAUACGGCAUUGUCCUGUCUACACCUCUUAUGAUGGUAACAGAGUUAGCUCCCCUGGGUGCUCUCAUAGAUUUCAUGCGUAAGGAGCAGGACAGGAUAUUGGUGUCAGAACUGUGUGACUAUGCCGUACAGGUGUCACAAGGAAUGAACUACCUGGAAACAAAGAGGUUCAUACAUAGAGAUCUGGCCUGUAGAAAUGUAUUACUUAUGUCGCGAGAAAAGAUAAAAAUAGGAGAUUUUGGAUUGAUGCGGGCAUUACCUAGUCAAGAAGAUCACUAUGUGAUGCAGGAACACAAGAAAGUGCCUUUUGCUUGGUGUGCUCCAGAGAGUUUAAAAUCUCGUCAAUUUUCACAUGCUAGUGAUGCCUGGAUGUACGCUGUUACGUUAUGGGAGAUGUUUACCCUGGGACAAGAGCCCUGGCUAGGUUAUAAUGGUUCACAGAUUUUACAUAAGAUAGAUGUGGAAGGGGAGAGGUUACCUAAACCAGACCUGUGUCCUAGUGAGAUAUAUCAGCUUAUGUUGCAAUGUUGGGCACAAAAACCUGCGGAUAGACCAUCUUUCCUGGCCAUCAAAGAUUACCUGUGUGAGACUGAAGGAAAAUUAAAGGUACGUCCAAUGGAUGUCAAAGCACAACAGAGUUUCAGUGAAGACGGUAAAUUGUUUGUAGAGGAGGGAGAUCAUGUGACUGUGAUUGAGGGGAGACCAGAUUGUUACUGGUGGAAAGGUCAGAACAAGCGAACACAUUUAGUCGGCCAGUUCCCUCGUCACAUUGUGAAUACUCAGCGGCGACGUUGUGCGACAGAUAUAAGUAAACCAUUAAAGAAUAGUUUUAUACAUACUGGUCAUGGGGACCCUGGAGGGAAGUCAUGGGGAAAUGCUGAAUAUAUUGAUGAGGUAUAUUUACGUAACCCCAUGGAACCUCCUGAUCUACAUGGACAAGCCCCGCCCCCAGAUUCUCCUGAAGAUAUACAUACGGAAAAACUUAAAAAACCAUUUGGGUAUGCUUCUAGUCGGCAGUUCAACUAUUCCAAGUUUCAGAAUGAACCUAACAGUGGAGACGAACCUGUGUAUGCUAGAUCACAAAAAAAUUCCAAUGCAAAUCAAGAUAUUCGUGACCUUGAGAGGUCAUGGCCUAUGACCUCUGGACAUACUAAAGUUUACCGUAAAGAAAGCAAUGAGAAACCUCUAAUAGAUCUAAGUGACGACACUGAUGGAGGGUCAGGGGCAAAUAACUCUAAUAAAUCCACGACCCCAAGUGAGAUUUCCUCCCUUUUUGACAGCUUAUUAACUGGGACAUCAUCUCAGUAUGGGAACCUAAGUCUCCCACAACCCCUAAUAAGGGAGUCUGGCUCCCAACAAGACCCUUUUGAAAUCGAUGCAGCUAGUUUAUAUAGUAGGUCAAUAAAAUCUUCGGAAGACAAUAAUAAAAUACGGCAAACUCCGCCCCGAUCAAAACCUAUAGUGUACAGACGGACAACUUCAAUAGACAGUCAACAUAGUCAAGAUAGCUGGCAAAGUUUUUCACCACCGAAAUGUACAGGUAUUAAGUUACCUCCAGAAUAUAAAAAACGUGACAAUACAGCUUCUCCGGAGGCUGGAAGUGUUCAUUCCGCAUAUGCUCCGCCACCAAAAGUUGAAAAUCGAGACAGGAAAGUUCGCUCGGCAAGUACCAGUCCUAAUAUUCCGUCAACUCCGACAAAAACCCAGUCUACAAAAGCUGUUCUUGAAGAGUUGUUUUCAAAGGGAAAGACAAAUUUUGCUAGCAAAAAUUUGUUAAAAAAUCAAAAUGUUCCGUGUCAAAGUGAGGCUGAUGACACACCUCAGCAGUUAAAAAAGGUUGAUAAAGCAUUUGAUUGGUUGAAUGAUGCUAUAAAUAACUUCUCUUUAAAUAAAGCUGGGAAAGCAGGUUCUGACCCAACUUUAUCAGGGAAAUCUGAUCGACCUUUUUAUGACCAAGUGCCAGAUGAAUCACAGUUAUAUAGCCCAUCUGUUAGGCCUAAAGCAUAUCAACCAAUGUCGUCUGCAAAUCCUCAUAUGUCUUCUGCAAGGGGACAAUAUCCAGUUCAGUAUUGCGAAGUUCCAAUGGAAGAUGGCAUCCUAAAUAAUGAGCGACCGAAAUUCAUUCCGAAAUAUGAUGAAGUUCCAAGGUUUGAUGACCCAAAUGACGUUAAGUUACCUAUACCAAAAGAUAUUUAUUCGCCUCAGAGCACUACAUCCACCUAUUCUGACUGGGAUGAUUUUGAUUCUGAUUUCGAUGACGAAGAUGAGCAAACUGUCCGAGGUGCGGUGGCAGGAAAUGGAAUGCGCGCCUCUCCUCCGCCACUUCCUCCUCGUGACUACAGUAGUCAAGGACAUGGUGGCCAUUCUGAUCACAGUAGUGAAAGAGAUAAAAAGCCAAACAUUUUUCCUAUUGUUCAAGAUGGCCACCAGUUAAGUCACACACAUUAUUUUCUCAUUCCAGCAAAGGGCGAAGAAGACUGUCCUAGCAAUACCAGACGAACCACAGCAGAAGUUCGUCCAUUUUCCAUUGAUGGCAAUCAAAUAUCGCAAGAUGAGCAAAGUGCCGCCUCUCUUCAUGAUUAUCAAAAUUUUGAAACACUACAAGUUUUACCGCGAGAAAUUUGUCAAGAACCGAAAACCACACGAUCUUCUGAGGAUUUGUUCAGCAGAUCAAAACAUAGUUCCAGUCGCGAUCAUUCGUGGUCAAAUCAGAAUAUCGAUGUCACACAGUCAUACCCAAAUGCUAAUAGACAUAAUCAAUAUAAAAGAUCUUACUCACACAACCCUGAUAUUACUGCGUCUGAUGGUAACUGGCGACGUGAAAAAAUUACAGCUUUACAGGAAGCUGUAAUUGGACUUACUGAUGAAGAGUGUCAUGCAGCACUCUGUCACUGUAACGGUCAUGUUGAAAAAGCAAUAAAGCACCUGAAAAUUGAACAAUUAUUCCGACUAGGUCUGGCACCUAGGGAUUACUGUCAUAGACUUCUUGUUGACACAAGAUGGAAUUUAGAAGAUGCAAGCUCUGCUAUGUUAGAUAAUUAUAGAUCUGGGAAAAAAGUGUCAAUGGAAAGUGCUGUAUGAAAAUGAAACAAUACUAGGUGUUCUUUUUGUUCAAAGCAAUCAUCUUUUACUUUUUAGUUCAGAUUUCAGCAGAAAUGCAAGUAAACCAUAUUUGCUGUAUUCAAUGGUUCUACCUAGGUACUCUGUUGUGUCUGAUGUAAAGCAAUAAGAAUGUGUUUUUACCUUGGUCUUUCUCCGUCAGUCAAAGCUGCAGUGUAUUCAUAUGGCUAUAACAGUGUUGAUCUGGCUGAAAAACACAACCAAAAAAAGUUCUGUCAUGUUUUUUUUUUAUAAUUUGAAGUAUAUCGGAGGUAAUUUUGAGAGCUGAUGGCUUAUGUAAGCAAGUGACUUAGAACAUAAAUUUCAAAUCACUUGUUCCCAAACCAAUGUGUGUAAGAAUCCUGCCUGUGACAUGGUAUACUUUUUAAAUAUAUCUAAUUAGGUUCUACUCGGGUGCUUAACACCUGCACUAAAUAAUUCAGAAAAGGCCAUCGGAAGGAAAGGUUAGCAUAAUUAUGACCUUUAUAGUAAUACCAUUCUUAGACACAAAAAAUAUAAUUUUAAUUGAGAAACAUUAACAUAAUAUUAGUGAAACAUUGGGUAAGUGUGAGGUAGUUUUAUAAAGAAUUUGUAUUCAAAGAAAAUUGUAUUCAGCAAAUUGAGUUCACUACAAAGUACUCAGAUAGUCUUUUAUAUUUACAUAAAUGUAGUC
Ruditapes philippinarum (Manila clam) is the source of this 4326-nucleotide messenger RNA. RefSeq names its product activated CDC42 kinase 1-like. Gene Ontology annotation, biological process: protein phosphorylation. The record is from RefSeq and is a predicted model, not a curated record. Lineage: Eukaryota; Metazoa; Mollusca; Bivalvia; Venerida; Veneridae. Gene Ontology annotation, molecular function: protein tyrosine kinase activity; ATP binding; protein binding. The transcript has 13 exons. Bases 12 to 3635 code for a protein of 1207 amino acids.